AUGGUCCAGGGCGAGAUUCGCCUCCGUCGGAGGCUGAGAGACGCAGGCCUCAGCAACAUCGCCGAGGACGGUGCGCGCCUUGCGGCUGCGCUCACCGCCACCAGCAACGACGUGGAAAGGGCCUUUUGCCUCAUACGGGCGUCGCAAACGCCACGCGCAGCAGCGACGAGCGAGCCGCGCCAGCCUGGGAGCGCUGGGGCGGCCGGCGACUCGACGACGCUCAAGGUCAGAGUGGAGAUUGGCUUGUGGAGCGCCGGUGUGUCCCAGGUCAAGUUUUCGAAGGGCGGCCUCGAGUGGCGGCCGAGCAAGUCGCUGCCGAGUGACAACGGUACUCCGGACCUGAAGAUGAGCGCGAAUACCAUCAGCCACGCCACCGUCGACCGCCACCUCGGCAACCACAAGCUCAGCAUCAAGGGCACCAUCGUCGUCCCCAAUUAUGCGCUCUCCGCUCACUACGACCACGGCGCAGCCAAGGGAAACCCAAAGGCGUACCUCCACUUGGCGAGAGACAGCCAGCUCCACACGGCGGGCGCAGGCUCACAGCCCGAGGCCGCCUCCUCUUCUGCUGCUGCCGCCGCGCCAACGUCGCUGCUGAGCGAUUCCUCUCAGGCCGCCGCCACGCAAGUCGGCUCCAUCACAAACGAGCAGGACUUGCGGCACAGGCUCGUCCUCGAGAUUCAGUGCAAUCAGAUGCUCAAGCAGCAGCUUGCGAAGGCGAAGCAGUCGGCGGCUGCGGCGAGGGAGGCGGCUGCGGUGCAGACGCGGACGAGCGGGGCGGCCGCCGAGCCUGAUCCUCCACCCGUCGUCGCAGCCGCGGCUACUUCUCCCGCCCUGCUCGGUGUCGGCCUCGUCGGCCGCGGCCUCGGACGGCUCAGGUGCUUGCCUGCACCACAAACCUUCGCGCCGCAGCCGCCCUCUGCAGACGCGGUUGCGGCUUCGUCUGAGCUCGCCGCGCUCAAGGAGAGGCUCGCCGCGUCGGAGCGUGCCCGAACGCGCGCCGAGGGAGCUCUCGCCGCCGCGUCGCGCGAGACGCUGCUGCAGCGUUUUGUCGCCUUCGACGCGCAUCGCGACAGGCAGUUUUCGUGCCACAGAGGCUCCUUCUGGAAGGACGACAAGCGGUCGAGCCUUGGCACCUUCGCCUUGCGCCGCUCCUCGCUGGCGGUCGACGUCCUCGAGACGAUCCGGCGCGAGCUGUCGCCCUCCUCCGCCAUGUGGGCGCCGUUCCACGUGCAGAUGCUCCAGGACAGCAAGAUUGCGGCGGCAGACGAGUCCGUCUGCCGGGCUGUGACGGGGGAGAUGCACGUGAAGGAGGCAGGCGUGGAUCAGAGCGGCGUGACGAUCGACAUGUUCGCCCAGUUCUUCCGCAGCCUCCGCUCCCUGCCCGAGACGAGCCGCCUCUUUGAGCGGCACGGCACGGCGACUUGCGCGCUGCCGCUCCGCGACGCACUGGCCGGAGCCGAGCCCGCCUCCGAGGCCCCGCCCGCGAAGCGGCAGCGGAGGGCAGGAGGUGCCUCGAGUGGCGCUAGCGGAGCGGCUGUCGCGCCGCUCUCCAGCUGCGGCUCGCGGGAUCUCCUCGCGCUCGUUGGUCGGUUCAUCGCCCUCGCGCUCAUCCGCGGCGAUGGCCACUUUGUCGACGACCAGCUCCCAGACUUCGUCAUCGAGUUUCUCUCCACGGACAACUACCAGAGCCUGCAGCGACCGGACGGGGCGCUGGCAGCGCUCGAGCAGACGGGCCUUGCCGGCGAGUACACGCGCCCCCUGCUCGAGCGCGACAUCGAAGAGUUUGCUGAGCUCAUCGCGGAGGAGGCGUCGGACCUGCGGCUCUGGCACCUGUGCCGGCGGUGUGUGUGCGGGUGCACUGGCGACGCGCCCGGCGCGCCUCCCUGCAGCUGCGCCUGCUGGAGAGAGCCGCUCACCGAGGAGACGAAGCGAGCGCAGAUUGUUCGCGUCGCGAUGCACGACCUGUACGAGGUGCGCAAGGGUAGCCUGCGCGCCCUCAAGAAGGGCUUCCAAGGCGAGGAUCAGCCCGAGACGGACAGCUCGGGCGCGUACUUCUUCUCGCCGCAGCUGGGCAUCUUCUCUCCCGCCGAGGUCGCCCUCCGGCUGCGCGGGCAGGAGGUGACGACGCCCGACGAACUGCUGAAGGAGCUCAGCUUCCGCGCGCAGGAUGCGGACGAGCUGACGAGCUCGGGCGAGAUGGGCAAGACCUCCACUGCCGCCUUCGAGGCGACGCGCGAGUGGCUCAGCGAGUUUGUGAUGAAGCUCGAGGCGGCGGGCGUCAAGAACUUCCUCCGCUUCAUCACUGGCCUCUCCUCCGUCAAGGCCACGUCCACAGGCGAGCAGACGCCCAUCAUCGUCCACGUUUACCACGACCCCGUGGGGAAUACUCCAACCGCAUCGACGUGCACGCGUACGAUGCUGCUACCUGCCUACCAGUCGAGAGCAGACUUUGAGAAGAAGCUCAACUGGUCCCUCGAAGAGUUUCGCGUCAGAAGCAGCCAGAUCGGCGGCGCAGAGAUGGGCUGGCAAUGA
Molecule: messenger RNA, 2532 nt
Organism: Emiliania huxleyi CCMP1516
Lineage: Eukaryota; Haptophyta; Isochrysidales; Noelaerhabdaceae
Exons: 2
Coding region: 1-2532 (843 amino acids)
Molecular function (GO): ubiquitin-protein transferase activity
Source: RefSeq, a predicted model, not a curated record